This is a messenger RNA of Micromonas commoda, 939 nucleotides long. RefSeq lists its product with no specific name. The transcript has a single exon. Lineage: Eukaryota; Viridiplantae; Chlorophyta; Mamiellophyceae; Mamiellales; Mamiellaceae. The record is from RefSeq and is a predicted model, not a curated record. The coding region runs from base 1 to 939 and encodes 312 amino acids.
AUGGCGACAGAAAAAUUCGCUGAACAACAAAACAUCGGCGAUCUUAGAAAAGAGGACCCGUGCCUGCUUUUCUUCAAGCAGAACGCCACAGCGCUCAUCGGAGCAGCCCUCAUCUUGCAGAUAUGUUUUUUGGGCACGAUUAGUUUUCUCACCGCAACCGCGCGGCAACUCGACGCGGCUCUGUUAUUCCUGAGCCUCCUCGCAAAGACAGUUUUUCUCACGCUUCUGUUGUAUGGCACUGGAUGGUGUGUGGAGAACAGAGGGUGGCGAGUGGCGUACACCCGCAAAAUUAUUCACGUCGCUUUCUUCGCCGUUCCGUUUUGGUUCGACGCGCACAUGCCUCUGUCGGAAGCGGAGAGCGUGAUAUGGGCGCUGUGGAACAUAAACAUGGUCGGCUGGAUAUUGCUUCUCAUCACGAAGCCCGUGCGACGAUUGAUUCCGAUCGUCCAGACGAUGUACGCCUCUUCGGACAGACCCGAAGAUAAAGGGCUGUCGCAAAUAUACGCUUGGAUUCAGAUUCCUCUUUCCAUCGUGAUCAUCGGGGGUUUCUCCGUCGUUUUACGGGUCAUGGGUGCGGCGAAAUGGACGAUGAUCCCGAUACUCGCGGUGGCGAUCGGUGACGGCCUAGCUGAACCUGUCGCGGUAUUUUGGGAAGAUAGGAAGUGGUUCGGGGGAACUCACAAGUAUCGUACUCGCGGCCUCUUCUCCGGCGAUCGGGUCUUCACUCGAUCCAUCGAAGGUUCGGGAACUGUUUUCGUCGGGACGCUCGUGUCGGUGUUGAUAUAUCUCAACACCAUGUCAAAUGGACAGCUGAUAUUCUUCGUGUGCGUCCUGCCGAUAGUGAUAACGAUACUGGAGAUGGUGGCGCCGCAUUCCUUGGACAAUCCGUUUUUACUGUUCUUCGGUUAUUUGAUCACUUGCUGCGCGUCGCUGAUAUGA